UAUUUUGUCUUUCCUCUAUAAUUAGCAGUUAGAAUUUCCAUUACUUCCUUUUCUGAGCAUCUUUAUAAACCAAGCAAAGCAGCCUGUUAGUCCCAGAUCCACUCUGCUACCACCUGCACCAUCAUGCCACUCAGUGCCCACCUGCUACUGGCAGUAACUGCCCUCUGCUGCGUUGCCACCAUGUUUGCCUUCCCGCUGGAGGGAUUUACCAGGGGUCACCAGUGCCGCUGUUUAAGCACCACAGACACCUACAUGAACCCUCGAUGGUUUCAAACAAUUGAGAUCGUGCCUGCUGGGCCACACUGCCGCAGCAGUGAAGUUAUAAUUACCUUGAAGGACAAAAAAACAGUGUGUGUGGAACCUGAGGCAGGCUGGGUCCAAAGAAUUAUCUCUAAAGUCAUUAAAAGCAAAGAUGCGAAGAAGUAAGAAGUGCCAUCUGUGCAUCCUGAAGACGACCAAACGUGCACACUUUCUCUUCGCUCAAAAUGAAAGCAAGCUCACCUUUUUUCCUUUUAAAAUGCAAUUACUCUGUUGAAAAUGCUUUACUGCAUAAAAGACUACUAUUAAAAAGUGAGGCCUGACUAUAGAAUAUGUGCUUAAAAUGACACACAAACAUAUUACGUCUUUGUGUAUGAGAAUACUUAUUAAAUUGUGCAUCAUUA
Molecule: messenger RNA, 662 nt
Organism: Pangasianodon hypophthalmus (striped catfish)
Lineage: Eukaryota; Metazoa; Chordata; Actinopteri; Siluriformes; Pangasiidae
Product: alveolar macrophage chemotactic factor
Exons: 4
Coding region: 124-426 (100 amino acids)
Biological process (GO): inflammatory response; neutrophil chemotaxis; antimicrobial humoral immune response mediated by antimicrobial peptide
Cellular component (GO): extracellular region
Molecular function (GO): chemokine activity; CXCR chemokine receptor binding
Source: RefSeq, a predicted model, not a curated record